GAGUGCCUGCUGGGAUCUGUGCUCCCUGGGAGGGGUCCAAAGGCAGGAACCCUUCCUGGCCAGCGUUUCCUGCCUCUACAUGGAGAGCUGCACCUAUGAAGCUGGAGGAGGAGGAAUAGCUGCAGAUGUUCAGCUUGAGGCUUUUGCACUUUACAUUGCUUGUUUUCCUGGGAAGCUUCUCUGGGGUUUGGGUUAUCUUUGGUGAGUUAUCCUUGGUGUGGAAUGUUAUCACUGCUUCAUGGCUCGCCUCAGCAGGAGGGACCCAAGAGAAUGCAGGCUCAAACACCCCAUGUGUGGGUGGAAUCCAAGGAAGGCUUGAGAGUCCUGGAGAUGUGGUGAGAAUAAACCCUGUGCCCUUGAACAGUGCCUGGGAAGAUGGUGGGAGUAAAGGGAUUUUUGUGUGUGUCAGUGUGAACGGUCAGAGUGAUAAGGAAGAGAGAGCUGUCCCAAGCCUCAUUUCAUCACUUCCCAGAAAUACUCCUCACUCAGUUUUUUCCUCUGACAGAAAUAUGCCAAAGGCCUGCUUGGUGGGACCCCAGACUCCAGAUGGCACCAGCCCGUGAGAGUUAUACAAAGAAUGAAGUAGUGACUCUGAGCUGCAACAAUGAUUCCCAGCCAUCUUUCACCCACAUCAAAUGUGCAGAGAGGGUUCAGCCAUGGAAUUAUUCUAGAUCUCUAAAUGCAGAUGUGUGGCUGGGGAGGAAAAGCAGUGAUGUCUGGAUUCACAUUGAGGGGAACAUAGAGUGCAUUGAGAAAUGCCAGAAGCCUCAGUGGGACUCCAGGUUUAUCUUUGACCAAGAACAGGAGACCUUCAACCCAAAUGAAGUGGUGAAUGUGAGAUGUCCUGAGGGGCACAGGCCUCCACCCAUGGAGAUCAAGUGUGUGAAGCUGAAGCCAAGGAAAGGUUCCAUGAUUGGUCACAGUGGCUGGAUAGUGAGGAAUGGCACAGGCAGCUGGUACCCUAUGGAGGAGAGCUUGACCUGUGUGGAUGUCCUCCAGGUUGUUCCUGAGACCCUGAAGAUUACCAGCACCAGCAUCAAACUGAAUUGGACCUGCAUGCUCCCUGACACCUGCCAGAAUAUUCGAGCCAGGUGCCGGCUGGAGGGGCAUUCUUCUCCUCCCUGUGAGGCUGAGGAGGUGAAGGGAGAGGAGAUGUUACAAGGUCAAGAGGGAACUUUCACAUGCCCACCUUUGCAGCCCUUCACUGUUUAUAGUGUCACUAUCUCCCAGCUGCCCAGCACAAUCCUGUACACACGGUUCCUCAGGACAAAGGAAUCAGUGCCAGACGAACCAGAGAAUCUGUCGCUGAAUCCCACCUUGGGAUCUCUCAGGUGGAAGGCGCUGCCCUCCUGCAAAGGGGAGAUCAUUGGAUACCAGCUGAACAUCACCACCAUGAGAGCAGACGACGACAGCUUCCUCGAAUUCAAGCAGGUGUUGGUGAACCAGUCGGUGACUGAGUACACCCCCCGCCAGACAGCUGGAAGAAAAUACGUGGUGACUGUGCAGGGCCUCACAACAGCUGGUGCUGGGGCUGCAUCAAGGCUGAAAUUUCAAUUUCAAGUCUUGGGUAAUGGUUCUUCUGCCCUGGGUCUGGUUGGGGGGGCCUCCCUGGGAGAUGGUUGA
This is a messenger RNA of Pseudopipra pipra, 1623 nucleotides long. RefSeq lists its product as uncharacterized. Lineage: Eukaryota; Metazoa; Chordata; Aves; Passeriformes; Pipridae. Bases 547 to 1623 code for a protein of 358 amino acids. The transcript has 6 exons. The record is from RefSeq and is a predicted model, not a curated record. Gene Ontology annotation, molecular function: protein binding.